AUGGCUUCUAGGUCGUCGGCUAGGUUUUAUCUUCUCCUGCGCUUUUCUGGUGGCGGCGGCAGUGUCGGCGCCACCUUCAGCGUUGGUCGUAGGAGUUUCUUGUUCCUCCUUGGGCCCUCUGUGGAAGAUUUCGUCGACGUCAUCUUCUUCGGCGAGCCAGAAGCGAGGUCCGGCUUGCUCAUAAAUGGGUUGGAUUUCUUCUCGGUGCGGACUCUGCUGGGAAUAUUUUGCUUCCUUCAUGCUUUCUCUGGUGUCUAUGUUCGUGGUGAUAGGUGUUUGGCGGUGGCUAUUGGGCGGCUUGAGCACGAUGGUGUUUUAUGUGGUCCACUCAGCACCGACGAUGUUCUUUUGAUGCUUUCUUCAGCAUCGGUGUUCGAAUCUGCCGUGAACUUAUCUGCGCCAGAGGUUCCGGCCUUGAGUAUCAUCCAGAGUUCUUCAUUGCGGGAGAUGGAGAAGGCUUGGCUUGCGGCAAUUGUGGUCGACAGCGGCAAGGAUCGUUGGGUGCUCCUAGCGUGGAUUUCUAUGUAA
Miscanthus lutarioriparius is the source of this 528-nucleotide messenger RNA. Lineage: Eukaryota; Viridiplantae; Streptophyta; Magnoliopsida; Poales; Poaceae. The record is from the annotation of a GenBank genome assembly.